This is a messenger RNA of Hemiscyllium ocellatum (epaulette shark), 1285 nucleotides long. Its product is annotated as clavesin-1-like. The record is from RefSeq and is a predicted model, not a curated record. Gene Ontology annotation, cellular component: membrane. The transcript is spliced from 6 exons. The coding region runs from base 261 to 1241 and encodes 326 amino acids. Gene Ontology annotation, molecular function: phosphatidylinositol bisphosphate binding. NCBI's taxonomy places the organism in Eukaryota, Metazoa, Chordata, Chondrichthyes, Orectolobiformes, Hemiscylliidae.
CUGAGGAGGCGACAUUUACAGAAGGGGACAAGCUAAACCAGAAAGACAAAAACUAACACCCUCCAAGCGAGAAGGUCAGUCAUGUGGCUUGUCUUGAGCAACAGGUUUUGGAUGGAAGGUGGAAGGCGAUGUUGAGUGAGCUGGUACCACACUGGGGAAUGGUAUCAUGGGGAGACUGCGCUCACUCUCUGUGAUAGUGAAGUCUGAAUAUUGCUAAAGGGACUGCCACAGAUCCAGAGAGAAGCCUCGCUGUUGCCAAAAUGACCCAUCUGCAAUCCGGCCUCAGCGCUGAAAUCAUCGAGAAAUCUCGCUUGGAACUGAAUGAGAACCGUGAAGCCUUACAGCGGGAUAUCCAGCAUGUCAGAGACCUGAUCAUAACGCGGCCGGACAUCGGCUUCCUGCGGACAGAUGAUGCCUUCAUCCUGCGCUUUCUCAGAGCGAGGAAGUUUAACCAUUUCGAGGCCUUCAAACUGCUCGCUCAGUACUUCCAGUAUCGGCAGCAAAACCUGGACAUGUUCAAAAAUUUCAAACCUGACGAUCCUGGCAUCAAGCGUGCUCUGAUCGACGGCUUCCCGGGAGUGCUGUCACAGCCAGAUCACUGUGGUCGGAAAAUUCUAGCACUGUUCGCUGCCAACUGGGACCAGAGCAGGAAUACCUUUGUGGAUAUUCUCCGAGCUGUUCUUCUCUCCUUGGAAAUCCUUAUCGAAGAUCCGGAGUUACAGAUAAAUGGAUUUACGCUAAUUAUAGACUGGAGCAAUUUCACGUUCAAACAAGCCUCUAAACUGACCCCCACCAUACUGAGACUGGCCAUAGAGGGCUUACAGGACAGCUUCCCUGCACGUUUUGGAGGCAUCCACUUUGUGAACCAGCCCUGGUAUAUCCAUGCUUUAUACACCAUUAUAAAGCCAUUCCUGAAAGACAAGACCAGGAAAAGGAUCUUUCUUCAUGGGAACAAUUUGAACAAUCUGCAUCAGCUGAUCCACCCAGAAUACCUUCCAUCUGAGUUUGGGGGCACUCUGCCUCCCUAUGACAUGGGAACCUGGGCACGAAUAUUGCUUGGUCCAGAGUAUAAUGAUGACACGGAAUAUCCCUACAGUUAUUACAGUUCAAUGCUGGAUCACCAUGAUGGGGAUUGUUCUCCCAAGCAAAUGAAGAGGUCAGUGUCAGUGGGGGAACCAAGUGCCCUGCAGCAGGAGGACAGGGAUGAUGACAACACGCAGCCACUCCUGGCUCUGCACUGAACUAAAGGCAUCUCAGAGCUCACAGAAACAAUGGCAACUCCCCA